Molecule: messenger RNA, 7084 nt
Organism: Ooceraea biroi (clonal raider ant)
Lineage: Eukaryota; Metazoa; Arthropoda; Insecta; Hymenoptera; Formicidae
Product: zinc finger protein 701
Biological process (GO): neuron differentiation; negative regulation of transcription by RNA polymerase II; regulation of cell cycle process
Cellular component (GO): transcription repressor complex; nucleus
Molecular function (GO): DNA-binding transcription repressor activity, RNA polymerase II-specific; RNA polymerase II cis-regulatory region sequence-specific DNA binding
Source: RefSeq, a predicted model, not a curated record
CGAUUAAUAUUGCAAACGGCUUUUUCAAUACACAUUCAUCAAAUUUUCAUUUUCAGUUCGCCGUCUGAAUUAAUCAGCCAAAUCAUCGGUCUAUUCGCGGUGUAGAUCCCGCGUAAGAUCGGGAGUGCUUUGUCUAAUCGAGUAUUCUAAAACGAACGUUUUACGGAAUCCGAGGACGUUAUGCAGGUAUCGAUCGAUCGCUGUGCUGCGAGGAGGCGUUUAUGGUAGAACACGACGCGAUACUCUCUCUCUCUCUCUCUCAUUCGUGUAUGACGUUUAUACGUAUGUUACAUACAGGCCGCGUAUCACGUGUGAAACGUAUCAUUUUCCGCACACCCUGAUGAUAAUACGUAAAACGGCAUACGUGAGAAGCGCGUAAUGCCGGGUUAUCAAUGUCUGUCCCGCCGUUACCGCGAUGGUACGUAAAGAUCCAGACAUUUUUACGGCUGUCAAUGGAAAAAACGAAAACGUGGAAAAGAACGUAGCGCGCCUACCGUCGUGCCCACCGAGUUUAAUGCUACGUGAGACGCGACGCGGUGUCUUAAACUUACGUGUCGCGCGCUCCGUACUUCUUUAAGCACGAAGGGAGAAGUUGCAUCGGUAGUGAGGGACUUAUUGGAACGACUGAAUGAUUGAUCGUCAGCGUCGCGCGCAACGACGUUCGACGUGUGUCAUUACGUGCGCCAGUGGACGGUUCCAUCUGAACCUAAUUGACAGCUGUACAUCCCGCUAUUAAGCGUACGCGAGGGAAUUAAUAUAAUAAAUAAUCGAUUAACGUGAAAUUCCUCGAUUUCGUUAAUUAAAUGCAGUCUUCCUCAAUUUGUGCAUUUUGCAAUAUUUUUCGCAAAGAUGGAAUAUAGCGAAUAAUCAUGAUUUAUAAGCAACGUGGCGUUUCAUAUAAUUAUUUAACAUGAUAUCUAAGUUUUCCGAUUAACUAUGUGCUUAAAUAUUCUUAACAUGUAGAUAGAUAAUCGUCAUUUCUCUAUCAGAUAUCAUCAGUUUCACGCAUUAUAGUUAUCGCAACUUUUCAGAGAUCAUUAAAAUUAUUGUUAACAUGAUCUCCUACUGGACAACUUGCUAGAAAGUCGGAAGAGGCAUUUAACUGCAAAAGGCAUCGUAAUUUUGUGGGACUGUCGUUUAAUGCAAGUCGAACGUUGAUUUAUUGGAGCAUCGACGAAUAUUGAUCGGAGCAUGAUUCCACCAGCGCUUCGUGAUAUCGUAAAAUCUUCAUCAUUCUCUUAUCAGGGGUCCGACCUGCCUUGCGGGAACCUUGGUGGCCAGUCAUCCAGGCGAGAGACCACAUCACUACCCCACCAGCUGCUCGGCAGCGUCUGCUCGCGCCGAGCGGGGCGUCGAGCAUUCGAAAUUCGGGGAGAGGCGCAUGCGUUUCUCGCACGAGUGGGGUGAAAGCCGAGCCAAUGGGCCAUCGUCGGCCAAUGAACGUUGAACGAGCCGUGGCUGCCCGGGCGGAGCGUCACCGCAUAAACGAGACGCGGCACGAGCAGCUUCUCGCAGACGUCGUACAACUGCCGAGGAGAGUGUGCGGCGUCUAACACCAAGGGCUCUUCUUGAAGAGCCCUUUAAGAAGUCCAGUUACACUUUCCUCAGUGAAUGUGGGUCUUUAAGACAACUGGUUGUUCUUAGAUACCUCCUCGGCGAACGUCCCACUUUACGCGAACGAAGCACAAACGCGAUGUGAACAGCAAGUGAGAAGCGAGAGGCACUGUCGCGCAUCCCGAGGAGAUCCCAUAAGAAAAAUAUAAGAAAGAAUUCAACAAGAGAAGGAAGAUGUUACACGGUGCUCUGCCGAGGGCCUUCCUGGCCCCGGGCCUUAACUACAUGAGCUACUACAGCGAGGAGAUUCACCCUACCUAUGCUGCGCCGCCGACCACGUGGCACAUCCCGAUGGAGGACCCGUCCUCGCCGAUCUAUUCGCGAAUUCCGUCAGCCGAGCAUCACACGUCUCUGCAGGCCUGGGAAUCUCCAAGGUGCUCAACGCCGUGCCCACUGGAUCUGUCCCUGAAGCCGCCGACGACACCGAGUACCCCGAGGACCGAGGAAACGAUCGAGGUAGGCGAUGAGAAGGAUCUCAGAAUCCGCGAAGGAGUCCAGGCCCGAUCCGAAGCUCGCCGAGACAGCGAGGACGACCAGCAGCUGAUAGUGGACGACCUGGACGCAUCACACAGCUCCCCGGCGCAGAAUCAUCACGGUCAUCAUUUCGAACGACUGGUCCUCAACAAGGAAUCACCUCGCCUGCAUGACACGGUAAUCGACAAGAUCCAUCAUCUUCCCGAGGAGAGCACUCGACUGCCACCGUAUCCUGUGAACGAGCUCGCCUCCAAGUACCACCUGCACAAUCAGAAACUCCUCCUGACGAGCCCGACGCACCUGCAAUCGAUGCAGAGCUACCAUCAGCAGCUGCUCCUGACGCCGCAGCAUCAUUUGCAGAGCGUGCACGCGCCCAUGACGCCACCCAGCACCCCGUCGCCGCCGCAGUGCCCCCGAAGAAGACCUCGAGAGGACGAUCUCGCUCCACCAUCCUCGGGACUCGCCAGCGGCGCUUCCGCGUCGACUCCGAAGCAGACCAGCAGCGAGAAGACCACCGCGCCGAGGCCCAAGAAGAAACAUGCGAGGAGGCUGAAGUUCGACGAGGACACCAGCAGCCCGGUCUCAGGCACGGUAAUCCUGGGCCCGGACGAGGCGGUGGUCACCGGCGACAUCGAUCCCGCCUUCAACAUCGUCGAGGUGACGGAGGAGGCGCGCGCCGAGCUGGCCAAGAUCGAGAAUCGGCUGGGACCGUACCAGUGCAAGCUCUGCCGGCAGCUUCACGAGGACGCCUUCCAGCUGGCGCAACACCGAUGCUCCCGGAUUGCUCAUGUGGAGUAUCGCUGUCCCGAGUGUGACAAGCGGUUCUCCUGCCCGGCCAAUCUGGCGUCGCAUCGACGUUGGCACAAGCCCCGAUUACCCAACACCGACAGCGGCUCCGCAUCCUCGACGACAUCGUCGCCAACGUCGUCAACGUCGUCAUCGUCGUCGUCAUCGUCGUCCUCGUCGUCUCCGUCUACCACCGCGGAGAUCUCUUGCACCAGAUGCGAUGCCAAGUUCACCAGGCAGGCCGCCCUGCGGAAGCAUCUGGCCGUACAGCACCCGGAAACCAGCAGCAAUAAUAACAAUAAUACUGUUGUCGAUCAGGAAACCAUCAGCAAACCGGACAUCGUUCAGACGGUCACCACCACGCAAUUGACUAACGAGAUGACCUGACACCAAUUCCCAGCGAGACCUUUGCCGAGACGACCCGGGCUCUACUGGAGAUUCGGCCUUGACCUAUAAAGAGAUACAAGCUGAAAACGCAUCGUAUCAUCCGGCUCGACGAUGACUUGGAGGCUUUCGUAAAUGUGAGUGCACAAUCAAAACGUUUCGCUCGUUCUAAUAUUAAGCGAAGAAACGAUGAAAAAAGAGAGAUAAAGAGAAAAUGUAAAGGAGGCGCGAUUUCUAGUCAUUCUUUAGUAUGUGAUUUAAUUUUUAGCCAUCCAAUUCCUACGCUUUCAACAUUGCUAGCCUCUCCUUGUAUAAAACUUUCAACAAUGCUGGUCUCCUUGCGCAAAAUGUUCAACAUUAAUCUCUUUGUACAAAAACAUUUUCAAUAUUGCUAAUCCGUGUAAAGCUUUCUUUAAUCAAAUUGCCAUUUUGUUUUAUUUUGAUUUAUUAAAUAUAUGAUUACGCGAAUUUAAUAAAUUUAAUAAUAAAGUAAAUAAAUAUAAUAACAUCGCGAAUUAUCAAAUAUAUGCAAAGAAUAAUUCGGGACAACAACUGAUAAGGUAUUAAAGGGCGGGAAAGAAGGGUAAUACAAUAUUAUUUCUAGUCAUCUCUAAUCAUUAGUAUAUCGUACCAAAUAUGACUUACCAAAGUAACGCAUAUUAUUUGGCAACUCUGAUAAAAAAACUUAAUAUGAGCCCCAGAAAAUUAAUGCACACUGAAAUUAUUGUAACAUGUUAAAGAUAAUCUUGUUGUCUAACGUAUCGAUCAUUGUUAAAUUUUACUUACAAGAUUUACCGGGAAAAAAACAGGGUUACGUAUUAUAUUAUUGCAGGAAUCAAAUUUGUAUAUGCGUCGAUCGUAUUGGCAACAAAAAUUGAGAGUGAUAAUAAUGUUCGGAUAAACACCCGUGAUAAAGUACAGUUUCCAUAUUCCCGUGUGUUGUUAAGAUCACAGUAUACGAUAAAAUUAAUGGCGCAUAAUAAUUAAAGAUAAAUAAAAUAAUUAAUCAGCAGCAGCGAGGGUGCUGAAAAGAAAUCGCAAGAUAACGACAGUCACACUUUAGGGUAUAUUGACGCGAACGUUUAACACAUUUUUCGUACAAUUCCGAAUAACUUCCGAUUAAAUAUUUCGGUUACAUUAUUACAUAAAUGCAAUAUUAUAUAAGACAGGUAAUAUUGCAAAAUAAAACAGCAAGAAUUAAAACUAUAUUAUAAUAAAUGAAGAAAAUUACAUAAAUUGUUAGAAACGUGUUAAACGUAAACAUUGCAUUAUUUCUCCACCUCGAAUGCAUAUAUAGUUAACGUAUAAAAGUUAUAGCCGUAGAUAUCACAUUAUCGAGAGCGUUAUUGCCAAAACAGGGAAGUAGGGGGUAAAACAAGUAGUCGUCUCUAAUCGAGUAAUUGACUUCUAGUCGAAUCUAGUCCAGUAGAAUCGUGCCAUGUAAUUAAUAGUAAGCUCUUAAUUAAAAUAGAAUAGCGAGUCGCGUCCUGUAAAUUCUUGUAAAAUCUCGGCGAUGUAAUUGCGAGCGGGUGGGCCAAAGCGAUCUCUCGUGCGAUGUAAAUAUAACACAUAUAGUGAUGUAUAUAUGCGACACGCGACUAGGCUGAUAUAGGUGACCAGGCUAACGUGAUAGAGGUCGUUUGAUACGAAGAUCUCGCAGCUUGUCUGCCGUUAAGUGAAUGAGCUGACUUAUUUGCCGUUUUUUAGGCGAGUUUAUUACACUCCUUAGAGCAAGAAGAGCCGGUUCCUGCGUUAAUUAAUAUAACGUAAUUUUAUUUCAUUUUGCAUUUAUAAUACAAUUUGUUCGUUUAUUUUUCCACUUCGAGCAGUUGUGUACAUUAUUCUUGUUUAUUCCUGUUUAUAUAUUUUAUAUCAUUUUAUUAUUUUAUAUUGUAUAUUUUAAUAUUCCAUUGAGUCAGUCGUAAAAUCAGCCAUUAAUUAGUUUUAGAUUCUAGAUUUUAGAAUUAACUUUAGGAUUAAUCUCUUGGAAAUGAUUCCUCAUACGGCUAAUAACCAAAUAAUUAUUACUCAGUUACGUUAAGUUAAAUUAAGCAUUUAGUUAAGUACAUUAAGUUUCUUACUUUAUUUGAAUACGAAAAAUUUAAUAUAAAAAAUUUCUUUAUUGUAUAUAUUAUUUUUCAAAAGAAAUCGGAAAUAGUCAUUCAUAAUCGUAGUAUUCAUAUUGAAAUGAAUAAGCAUAAAUGCAUUGAGUAAUUGAUAAGUACUGUAAUAGACCUUUUCCUUAGAGCAUUCGUAUUUUAGUCAUCGAAUAGUCUAGUUUUACCUAUUCGUACGAUAAUAGCGUUAAGAGCAAGUUGGAAAGUUUACCGUUGAAUUAUAAAAGUUUCAAAAAGGAAAUCUAUUAAAAGUCUUUAGUCACAGUUAAAAUAAUCAAUAUUUACUCGUAGAGAAUCGAAUCGUGUAGAAAAUAAAUAUAAUAUACAUUGUGUCUAGCUGCACGAAAAACUAGUCUAAAAUUGCGAUAAAUCAAGCGGAACACUAGCAAUUCUUAUUUAAUGCAAUGUUUAAUAUCAAAAAUUUCUUCAGUGUUAUAAAAAAGAAAUCGAAAAAGCCAGUGAUGAUAAUCGUAGGUACCCAUAUUGCUAUACAACCGAAAUUAAAUGCGAUUAAUUGUAGGAGCGAAGUUAGGAACGUUAAGUAUCUCUAGUCAAUCGGGACGCAUUACUAGUCAUUUAUUCCUAGUCACAUAGAAAAUGUUAAUUCUUGAUAACGAUGCAACACUUUUGUUUUUAAUAAAAACAAAAGGGCAAAAACUUUUUACCCUUCGAGUAGUAAAUCUUUAAGUUUCGCGUUGCGGUUCGUGCAAUUAAUUUCGAGCGGAAGAGUAUCACAUCUAGUCACGAUAUUUAGAUAUAACGUAGAGUGAAUAUACUUAAUUAAUAUUAUAUGUAUGCAAUAUAGAAUCACGCUCCAAUCCGAAACAUAAUCCGUUUUAGUAAAUGUAUGCGAAUUUGGAAAAUCGUAAAUGUUGCUACUCGAGAAAAUCGUGUUUGGAUAUUACAUCAAUAUUACAAUAUACUGAUGAUUCGUAAUGUAGCGUUUCUAAUCGUGGACCAAUUAUUAAUUUUAAUUACUAAUGAUAAUCAAUCAAUUAUUACACGAUCAAAUCAGUAAGGACGCGAACAAUUCGUUUUUUUUCGGACAAAAUGCAAUUUUAAUUUUUACUUUUAUAUAAAUUCAUGCAAAAUCGACUCGAGAUUUUAAUCGCUUCGUAUUUCAAUUACUAUUAUAGAAAUCUAUUCACACUACACAUAGAUCUAGUUAUAGAAUUAUAUACAGAAUAUCUCAGAUCUUCUACAUAACUCAUGCUAAAGAUGUCAAAAUCAGAAUCAAUCAGUAAAUAGUUUUAAAUAGCCUUUUUUAAAAAUUACAAUUUCAGCGUUUUGACAUUAAAUCUUAUUCGCGUGAUCUCAUUUUUUAUUAAUAGUCUGGAAUAUUCUGUAUAUAGAGAUAUAUAUUAUCGACCGAUCUAAUCUGUAUUCGUGCGAAUGUAAUUUGAAGUAUGUAUAGUCCAUAUAUUAUAAUAUAUAUUACAUGUGAUUAUCCAGAAAUGGUGAGAGAUCGCGUAGGUUUCUAUACUCGCAUAUUCUUCGAGAUUGUAUGUAUAUAAAACGCACACACACACGCAUAUGUAUGUAUAAAUGUAUGAUAUCGCUGUAUUUAUCGAAUCUUGCGACAAAUCUCGACCUGCAUGCAUUACAUCCGACUAUCUUUGCGUUAGAUUAAUUUGCGAAUACGUUGCGCUGUGUCCAUAUCUGUACAUAACGUCUUGACUUCUGAAAUACACGUCUCUGAAAAAUGCAAA